UUGGAAUCACUGCAACACCAAACACACCGCCAGUAAAUCGCGAGACCAACAGCAGAAAACAUGGCAGCAGUCGAGGGAGAGAGCAUCGGUAUCGACCUGGGCACGACCUACUCCUGUGUGGGCGUGUGGCAGAACGACCGUGUGGAGAUCAUCGCCAACGACCAGGGCAACCGCACGACUCCGUCCUACGUUGCCUUCACCGAGACGGAGCGCCUGAUCGGCGAUGCCGCCAAGAACCAGGUGGCGAUGAACGCCACCAAUACCGUCUUUGACGCCAAGCGGCUGAUCGGCCGCAGGUACACCGACCCGGCCGUGGCCUCCGACAAGAAGCACUGGCCCUUCGAUGUUGUCGAGGGCCCCGGCGGCAAGCCCACCAUCGAGGUAUCUUUCAAGGGCGAGAAGAAGCAGUUCGCGCCUGAGGAGAUCUCCUCCAUGGUGCUGGUCAAGAUGAAGGAGAUCGCCGAGGCCUACCUUGGCAAGGAGGUCAAGAACGCGGUGAUCACCGUGCCCGCGUACUUCAACGACUCCCAGCGCCAGGCGACCAAGGACGCCGGAGCCAUCUCGGGCCUCAACGUGAUGCGCAUCAUCAACGAGCCAACCGCCGCGGCCAUCGCGUACGGCCUGGACAAGAAGGGCGAGGAGCGCAACGUGCUCAUCUUCGACCUGGGCGGCGGAACCUUCGACGUGAGCGUGCUGACCAUCGAGGAGGGCAUCUUCGAGGUGAAGGCCACCGCGGGGGACACCCACCUGGGAGGGGAGGACUUCGACAACCGGAUGGUGGACUACUUCUUGCAGGAGUUCAAGCGGAAGUUCCGCAAGGACAUGAGCACCAACCAGCGCGCCCUCCGACGUCUCCGCACGGCGUGCGAGCGCGCGAAGCGAACCCUCUCGUCGUCCACCCAGGCGCACAUCGAGAUCGACUCCCUGUUCGAGGGCAUCGACUUCAACUCCACCAUCACUCGCGCGCGGUUCGAGGACAUGAACCAGGACUACUUCCAGAAGUGCUUGGCACCCGUGGAGAAGGUGGUUAAGGACGCCAAGAUGUCCAAGGGCCAGAUCCACGAGGUGGUACUGGUAGGAGGGUCCACGCGUAUCCCCAAGGUGCAGCAGAUGCUGGCGGAGUUCUUCAACGGCAAGGAGCCGUGCAAGUCCAUCAACCCCGACGAGGCCGUCGCGUACGGCGCCACCGUCCAGGCCGCCAUCCUCUCGGGCAAGGACAAGUCGGAGAAGCUCAACUCGCUCCUGCUUCUCGACGUGACUCCGCUCGGGCAGGGGCUCGAGACUGCCGGCGGCAUCAUGACGACGCUCAUCAAGCGUAACACCACGGUGCCGGCGAAGAAGUCGCAGGUGUUCUCGACCUACGCGGACAACCAGCCGGGUGUGCUGAUCCAGGUGUACGAGGGUGAGCGCACCAUGACCCGCGACUGCAACCUCCUGGGCAAGUUCAACCUGGACGGGAUCCCCCCCAUGCCGAGGGGCCAGCCGCAGAUCGAGGUGACGUUUGACAUCGACGCGAACGGCAUCUUGAACGUGCACGCCGUGGAGAAGUCCACUGGCAAGGAGAACAAGAUCACCAUCACCAACGACAAGGGCCGCCUCAGCGCCGACGACAUCGAGCGCAUGGUGGAGGAGGCCGAGCGCUACAAGGCCGAGGACGACGUCCAGAAGAGCCGCGUGGAGGGCAAGAACUCGCUCGAGAACUACGCCUACUCGAUGCGCAACACCAUCAACGAGGAGAAGGUUUCCGCGCAGCUGGACGAGGCCGACAAGACGACGAUCGAGACCAAGAUCUCGGAGACCAUCGCUUGGCUCGACGCCAACCAGAACGCCGAGAAGGAGGAGUACGAGGAGAAGCAGAAGGACCUCGAGGGCGUGUGCAACCCCAUCAUCCAGAAGAUGGCCGGCGGGGCGGGCGGCGGCAUGCCGGGGGGUAUGCCCGGUGGCAUGCCCGACAUGGGUGGCGCCGGGUUCCCCGGAGGGGCGGCACCUGCUCCGGAGGCGGAGGCGGACGCCGGCCCCAAGAUCGAGGAGAUCGACUAAACGGGGAUACUAGAUUGAUGGAAGUGGUCUCUCUAUGAUUGUUUUGUGUAUUUCCUGUCAAAGUUUGGAUGGAGUUUGGACGCGGUGCGGUUGGUGGCAAUAGAUGGCUAGAAAUGGAAGCGAGCGAGCCGUGACACGAAAAAUGCCUGACUGGGAGCAAAUGGGAGUCAAGCUGUGUACAUGAACCUAGUGUACGAUGUUGUGUUUAAAGGUGCACUCUGUACCAUCGAGGUGACUAGCCAGUUCCACCUGCGUUUUGUUUGCACCCUGUCUGUCGAUUGUGCCUCGUCUCGAAUAUUUACUUGUGCUUGAGUUAUUGGUGGGUGUUCGUAGAGGCAAGUGGGAUUAUUCAUCGUGCACGACAGCGCGUUUUGCCAUCCGGACGCUUGUGGCGUUUUCGUGUGUGGAUUGCCGGUCCGCUGUUCUUUCGUGUUUGUGCAUGAGGGUUUUGUUUUGUUCUGUCGCUUCGCGUGGAAGCAGCACAUCGUGUCUCUGUUGGUAUCCCGUGUGCUGUCUUAGAUUCCAGAUUGGUUAAAAAUGUUUUAGAGUGGCGGUGUCCGUCAGAAAAAUAAUAAGGAAAUACUUCUAUUUUUUCAGGGCU
Messenger RNA from Ectocarpus siliculosus, 2641 nucleotides. The record is from the annotation of a GenBank genome assembly. NCBI's taxonomy places the organism in Eukaryota, Phaeophyceae, Ectocarpales, Ectocarpaceae.